This is a messenger RNA of Girardinichthys multiradiatus, 3333 nucleotides long. It is a transcript of the gene oc90, whose product is annotated as otoconin 90. Gene Ontology annotation, biological process: phospholipid metabolic process; lipid catabolic process; arachidonate secretion. Bases 489 to 2666 code for a protein of 725 amino acids. The transcript is spliced from 18 exons. NCBI's taxonomy places the organism in Eukaryota, Metazoa, Chordata, Actinopteri, Cyprinodontiformes, Goodeidae. The record is from RefSeq and is a predicted model, not a curated record. Gene Ontology annotation, molecular function: phospholipid binding; calcium ion binding.
AUCCUGUUAUUAAACCAACAGCUCUUCUGCUUCACUGAGCCACUCCCUCCCUCCCUGUUCGCACUCAUUGAUCUGAACUCCUGUGAGGAUCAAAUGAGACCAGUUUGACCCCCCCCAGGUCAUACAUCCAGACCUCUGCUGGACAAAGGCCGCUCUAUGGAUCCCCUUGCCGGACCCCAUCUGUAUUUGAAAAAAACCUGACAUACCUGCGCAGGAACUGGACCGGGAUAAGCUUCUGCUCAGGUGUCACCGGAUAGCCAAUAAGAGCUGAUCUUAAGGGGCUGAAGGCUCCCCUCCUCCCCCUCAGGUUGGACUGAUAAACAGUUGAAGGAGCUGAGGAUUCAUUCUGCUGGGAAAGAAGACAACAGAAAGAGGCUCUGACCCACUUUAAUGGCUGCAGAGGCCCAACAGAGGUGUGUCUGAUUAAAUGGAGUAGAGUGUAACACAAGCUCAACUUCUACAACCAGAAGACAAAUAAGGAACUCACCAUGCUCCUGCUGUGGAUUUCCAUGCUGUCAGCUUCUUCCAACACGCUUUCUGGCAGCUCCGUCUUCUGUCCGGACCCAGAGGACAGCAGCCUGAACGCAGGUCACGUAAUUGAUUGUCUGGGCCCGCGGUUCACCUGGCUCCACGCCGUCUUCGAUAAUUUCCCCUCGCUGCUGAGCUUUGUGUCCAAGCUGCAGUGUGCAUCAGGGGUUUGUCCUCGGGACUUGGAGGAUUACGGCUGCUCCUGCAGAUAUGUGGCGUCUGGGAAUCCUGUGGGCCCUCUGGACACCUGCUGUGCAACUCACAGACAGUGUUACCAGAAUGCUGCCCCCUGCAGGCGACAGAUGCCUCUGCCUCCUUAUAACCUGACCUGCUCUGCAGCAAGCAGCAGCUGUGAUAUUGGUGACCUGUGUCAGCAGAUGCUUUGUGAAUGUGACCGAGCUGCCAUCGACUGCCUGGCUCAGAGCCCCUACAACUGGACUCUGAGGGGCCUCACAGAUUCGUUUUGCUCUGCUGGAAACUCAACAGAUGUUCUCACAGCAGCAAACGACUCUGCAGCAGACGGGCUCUCCAACUCCUCCCUGCUGUCUGCAGGAGAGCUGGACCAGGUGAUGAUGGAAACUGUGGAAAACCGAAGUAAUCUGGCUGGGAUAAACGGCGAGCUCAUCACCGGGCCACCAGAACCAAACAUCCUCCUGACUCAUCCUGAGGAGUUUCAGGAAGGCGCAGGAGAGGGAACCCAAGAGGAGAUGAAAAACCAGAGUUUGAUCUCUCAAGAUCUGAAUGAGGCGGACGCAGAGGAAGCAGUCGAGUGGGAGGACGUAGCUGAAGAUCAGAUGACCCGCGGUCCUGCAGAAAUCAGCCUCGAUCCAGUUCAGUUUGUCCAUGAUGGAGAGACCUUAAACGAGCCGUCCUCCCCACGCAGCUCUGCCGGCGCAGAUUACAGGGCGAGUCUGGUGGCGACCCAGAUAUCGCCUGCUGACAACGCACCGUCUGUUCUGACUACAACAUCCCUGAGAACUACACCACCGGGUGAAGGUUUGGUUACCUUCAGAGUAUCACUGAUUUCAGCAAAACCCCAGAUCAGCUCGAACAUGGAGGAAGAGGAGGAAGAACAUGAAGACAGCAGUGUGGAGCGUCUAAUGCCCCCGACGACCACAUCUUUAUCCCCAACCGUCACCCAGACCAAACCAAAACGAAGCACAACGGCAGCUGUGAGAUCUUCAUCACUCACUGAAACACCUCUGUGUGAGGAGGAAGAGGAGGCCAACACCUCGCAGGAGGAAGAUGAGGCGGAUGCAGCUCAGAAGAGAACGGUGCCGUUCUUCGCCUGGUCUCUGCUGGAGUCCGUUGGCCUGACCGACAUCCAGCAGCCGGACGGUAAAGAAUGCAGCCACUCCUUCAGCGUUUACAGCAGCGACGGCCGAAGCCGGCGGGAGAUGCCGGCGCUCGGGGAGAUGCUGCGCUGCCUGACGGGACGAUGUCCACAUGAGUACGAGAUGUACGGCUGCUACUGUGGACAGGAGGGAGGAGGACAACCUCUGGACCAGCUGGACAGAUGUUGCUUCUUCCAUCGCUGCUGUCUGAAACAGAUCAGCUCGAUGGGCUGCAGAGCGAACAGGAAGCUCAACGCUCACAUUUCCUGCGAGAGCAGCAACAAACCGCGAUGUCAGGGCAUCACAGUAUGCGACAAACUGCAGUGUGUGUGCGAUAAAACCACAGCAGAGUGCAUGGCUGCAGCACACUUUAACCACAGCUUGCCAUCGCAGCGGUGCCGUGGACCUGCGCCGCCCUGCCGCCGAGCCAGCCGACCCCCCAAACCUGUGAGAGUAUCUCCACAGUCCAGUGAGGAGAGCCAACAGUCUGAGCAUGAGACCAGUUCCUCUGCCCAACAUCUAGACAGUGAUCAAGACGUAAUAAAUGAGAAGUCAGAUCCAACCGCUGGAUCAUCAGGUGCCAAGACCCCUCCUUCUCCUGCCUCCAGUGAGGAGACCAGGGAACCGCCGACGCUGAGUGUGAUUCAGAAUCAGGACUACCGACCAAACCAAGACCAACAAAUGGCAGAACAAGUGGAGGAGAAGGAGGAAGAGGAGGAGGAAGUAGAGGAAUAUGAACGAGAGGAAGAGGAAGUAGAGGAAUAUGAACGAGAUGAGGAGAAGCAUGAAGAGGAGGAAGAAUGAAACUAAACGGCAAUAUUUUGGGUCAGCGUUGUUUGAAACAGACCACAAUGAAGAUGUUGCAAUUUAAAUGCUUUAAUAGAAACAUUUUAUUUGAAUCUCUAACAUUAAAUUUCAACACAUUCUGAGACACGUUAUAAAGCGCCGAGGCUCUGCUGCAGCUCUGGUUCAGGAAAUCUUAUAUGUGCGAUGAGGGUGGUGGGGGGUUGUUUCUGGAGUAAGUGUUAACAAAAGGAGGAGAUAGGAAACAUGAAAGCCAAUCCUGAAGCCGCUACCUGCUUGUUUAGGCUCAGGUUCGUGUCCAGAACAAAAACAUUUCCAGAACCUGCAGAAGGAGCUGAGCCAUGGCGCCAUCUAGUGAUCAUAAAUCAUCACUGUUUAGAACAAAUCUGAGUUUGAACAUUUUAUAUUUGUGAUGGUAAACAGAGACAAGACAUUUAUCUCUAACACUGCCACAAGAAUACGAGCUGCUGCACCACAGGGGAACAAGUGAACAGUUUUGCUCUCGACAUGUUGCAGAUCGCAGUGGGAGAAAUAAACAGGCCCCAUCCGGGGAGGUGAGGAAACAUCUUGUGUACAGCGUUCUAAAAUAAUCUAUUAUGUAAUUAGAGAUUUUCAUUAUCUUAAUACGACCCACUGAUCAUUUAGAAUAAAAAUAUUUCCAACCAUC